GUAUAGGUAUUACUCCGCCUAAAACAGCAACGUCCGUCAGCUGUUAGGUGGUAGAGAGUUACCGAACUUGCCUUGAAGUAUACUCCAGCAACCUUUACUCAAGCGGCUGUUCGUCUUUUCAGAGCCGAAGUUGUAAGUCAGCGGUUCUACUCGCCCUGAUAUAAGCUGUGUUCUCAGUCAGACAACGGCCACGGCUCGGACCGACCGGACUGAUUACAAAUUGGAGAUGUGACCUGUCCCGAUUUACAUUUCGGUCGCUUGGUGCUUGAGAUCAUCCGCGCCCCUGAGGUUGGCCGGGUCACGUGGUUCAACAAUGACGUCAUUGCAUUCCAGCGGCCAUCUUCAUCGGUUGCUCCUAACAACCGCUAUCAUCACGUGUGGAGUAUACGCUGUUCCUCCGCCGCCCAAUCUUGACGUCAGCAGAUGGACCGUUGAUGUCACAAAUGAGGCUCUGGAGGAGGCGCACCACACACGCGCUAGGAGAGCGGCGAUCGACACGACGAAGUACAAGUAUAUAUGGGUGUCUCAGUGCGGCUAUGGCGUGGACAAGCCGGCAGAUCUGCCUGCGAUUGAGGUGGCUGCAACACUUCAGGCCAGUGAUGAGGCGCAUCAAACGGCGGCUAAGCUUAUUUACCGGAUGACUCGCUUCAUGCCUUUGCGCAUGUUCGAACCGUUAGCAAAAGGUGGAAGUGUCGGGGUGUUCUCCAAUUCUGAGGUUAUCGGAGAUUUUCCCGAGUUCCAGAGUACCAAAAAUACCGAAAUUUGUGGAUCCAGUUGUUCUGGAAGCUGUCGGUACACGUGCACCGCAGAUGGUCGUAAGAUAGACGAUCUGGUUGGGUACGGUGGGUCUCGCGCCGUGAUCAGGGAGGACAACCUACUGUGUCAGGAUUCCGACCCUUACCGGGGAACCCUCAACGUUCUCUGUCACGAGUUUGGUCACACCAUUAACUUCAGGGCCCUGAAUAAUACGCAUAACACCGUGAUCAAAAACUCUUUCAGUACCGUUGCUGAUAAAUGGAAGUCGGGGACUUACGCUACCAGCAACCGACGAGAGUAUUUUGCCGAGGCAGUGACUUCCUAUUUCUUGACGUCUUUGACCUCUGAAAGUACUUCCGGUGGUAUGAACAUUUGCGGACGUGGCCUUUGUACAGACGAGUGGUCAAGCAGGCAGAAUUUGAAAGACAAGGACGAAGAGAUAUUUACUUUAGUUGAUGAGGUAUUUACAGAUCACCGCUUGUAUCUAGAGGGUCGGAUUGGAGUAUGUAACUGGCAGUGACCAUAUGAUUACCUCUAAGUUGGUUAAUUUAUAUAACCAAAUGAAGAAAGAAAACAACGAAUGAAUUUAAAGUCAAAUUCUGAAACCUCUAACCUGAAAUUGAGAAUUACAAGUGACAAAAUUACCUCACAUAAAAAAGUAUAUUUUGGGAGAUGAAUUCAUCACCGUUCAUCAUAUGGGUUUUUAGAUGAAUAUAUGUUUUCUUGAGAGGUAAUUUGUACAAUGCGAAUAUUUUGAUACUACAUCGGCUUUUACCAUUCCUAAAAUUCCAAAAAUAUUUUUGUAUGGUUCCUUAUAAACGAUGGUAACAUCUUUACCAGAAUCAUGCUUGAUUUCAAGUGAUUUUUGAAAUAAACAAUUGUUUUA
Messenger RNA from Liolophura sinensis, 1642 nucleotides. RefSeq lists its product as uncharacterized. Gene Ontology annotation, molecular function: metallopeptidase activity. The coding region runs from base 314 to 1276 and encodes 320 amino acids. The transcript has 7 exons. The record is from RefSeq and is a predicted model, not a curated record. NCBI's taxonomy places the organism in Eukaryota, Metazoa, Mollusca, Polyplacophora, Chitonida, Chitonidae.